CAAUUUGCAGAAAAGUACCGCUAAUGUAUUAUGGAAGUGAAGAUGAUUCGGUGAACGAUGUGAUAAAGGAAGUUGUCGAUAUGCUCUGUACUGUGAUAAGUAACGGUUCUUUGGGGAUUGAUAACGUGAUAACAACGAGUAACGAUAAGGAUGUAAAGGAACCCAUUUAUUCUAGUAGCAAGGAUUCUGCAGUAGAUUCAUCACCCGUGAGUGAAGAGGAAGGUGACAAUUGGACAGCAAGACAUUAUCGUAUGGGUAUUGCUGCCUUUCUUAAACAGGAUUCUCGAUUAGAGUGUAUGUCCUCUAGAAAAAGAAGUGUGGAUGUACUGUCAGAAAAAGGAAAUAAUAAUAUUUCCUCAAAUAAUAUUACGAGUCGAAAGACCGAUGAUGAUCAAGAAAUACCAAGAAAGACUGCACGACCGCAGUAUUCAAAUUUCAAAGAGGUGUUUAGGGAAAGAGAACUUUUCGUAACGAAGUCUGUCGAUUAUGGUUUCAAUAUGUCACAUUCCUGCAACAACUACAUAAAAAGCUGCAAAUGGAGCAGUUCGGGUAGUUAUUUAGCUACGACUAGUCAAGAUAGGAUAGCUCGGAUAUUCCACUUUGACCCUGAAAAUCUCAAGGUGAAACUUAAAUCUUCUAUGGGUAUGGGUGAUUUGAUCUAUGAUUCAUGCUGGCAUCCGAUCAGUGACUGGUUAGCAACAAGUAGCAAGGACCAUCCAAUCCAUGUGUGGGAUUCAGACGGACGAUGGUUGACAACAUUUCGUGGUAUUAAUAAUCUGGAUGAAUUGGAUAAUGCUUACUCUUUGUGCUUUACUUCUGACGGUUCCUGUUUAUAUGCUGGCUACAAAAGCUGUAUCAGGAAGUUUGAUAUGGAUCGUCCUGGACAUCAAGUUUCCGAACUGACUACAUGGAAUAAAGAGUCGAAGGGACAGAGGGGUAUUAUCUCUUGUAUUGCUGUCAGCCCCAUAUUACCAACAAAUUAUGCCGCUGGGUCAUAUGGCAGAACAGUUGGCUUUUAUUCGGACUAUUCGCCGAGUGUAGAAUGUAUGUUCGAAUGCCCACUGGCAGUAACCUUACUUCGCUAUAGUCCCGAUGGCAAUUUCUUGCUGACAGCGGGAAGAAAGGAUGAUGAUAUUAUUUGCUGGGACUUACGAUAUCCUGGAAAGAUAUAUAGCUUAUACAGCCGACCUUCGAAAACCAAUCAGCGUAUCUAUUUCGACAUAGACAGCUCAGGGACAUAUCUAUUCAGUGGCAGUAGCAGCGGUGAAUUAUACAUCUUUGAUCUGAAAUGCACUAACGGUGAUGAACCGGUAGCUCCCCAUGUCCGAUUAUCCGCGCAUAAUUCGGCAUUAUGUGGUGUGAGCAUUCACAAAGAACGACCAAUCGUAGCUACUUGCAGUGGACAAAGAGUCUUUCCGUUUCCUGAGCUCGACCAAAUGGAUGAUAUUGAUUCAGGAAGCACAUAUGAGGAUAUAAAUUCACCGGAACUUCUUGAUAAUUCUUUAGUACUGUGGUCUUUUGAUCAGUAG
This is a messenger RNA of Loa loa (African eye worm), 1529 nucleotides long. RefSeq lists its product as hypothetical. Gene Ontology annotation, molecular function: protein binding; RNA binding. Bases 24 to 1529 code for a protein of 501 amino acids. Gene Ontology annotation, biological process: Cajal body organization. The transcript has 11 exons. NCBI's taxonomy places the organism in Eukaryota, Metazoa, Nematoda, Chromadorea, Rhabditida, Onchocercidae. The record is from RefSeq and is a predicted model, not a curated record. Gene Ontology annotation, cellular component: Cajal body.